This is a messenger RNA of Schistocerca gregaria, 1493 nucleotides long. Its product is annotated as cap-specific mRNA (nucleoside-2'-O-)-methyltransferase 1-like. Gene Ontology annotation, molecular function: methyltransferase cap1 activity. Bases 41 to 1390 code for a protein of 449 amino acids. The transcript has 4 exons. NCBI's taxonomy places the organism in Eukaryota, Metazoa, Arthropoda, Insecta, Orthoptera, Acrididae. Gene Ontology annotation, cellular component: nucleus; cytoplasm. Gene Ontology annotation, biological process: 7-methylguanosine mRNA capping. The record is from RefSeq and is a predicted model, not a curated record.
GCAUAUACCUUAUCUAGAUACUCCUGCUCUGUCCAUUUCGAUGUCUACGGAAGAUCAUGUACCGACACUACCGAAAAUAGAUCUGCCUACAAACUCGUCUACAGAUCACAAGGUUUCAAAGCACGAUGCCGACCAAAUUCAUAGCCCCGUCGAGGCUGGGCCAUCUUUAGACAAAUAUAACGCGUCUUCAAACAAACGAAGGAAGAGAUCGUUCCACGAAUAUUUCAGAGAAGAGUCCAGAAGGCCUGACUUAAUAGAACAAACCGAAUGCUAUCAAAUCAGAUCUUCGAGCUGCCAUUUGUCAUUUCAAAUGGAUCACGAGGAUCUUGAAUCCGUUCCUGUGAAUGACGAAUCCAGAAUGCUGGUGGGAGAUUAUCUACCCGUAGACGUCGUGAAGGAGCUGUGGAAGCAAAAGGGUCGCAUGGACGAUCUUUUUGACGCUGGAAAAGGAUAUCUGUAUUAUAAAGUGCGCGAUAGUCAAUUCCCCCAGGAUCGGAGAGGAUCUUCUAAAUUCGCCAAUCGCGCAGGAGACAAGCUGUGGCAAGUGCAUGAAUCUGUACCGAUCUUUUCCUCUUUGCCCUCAUCUUGGAGCUUUUUUGACAUUUGCGGUGGUCCCGGUGCCUUCUCCAAGCUAUUGCUCGACAAAAAGCUCAACCUCAAGAAGGGCUUCGGUAUGACGCUGCGCGUGCCUAUGACCGAAAAGCAGGACUAUUGGUAUCCCAUGUUGGAAAACAACCCCCGCUUUGAAAUCGUCUGGGGAAAAGACAACCAAGGAGACAUAUACGUCCCCGAAAAUUUGUGCUCUGCCGUAGAUGCAACUAAAGGGGAACACGUGGGGAUUGUGGUGAGCGAUGGAGGCUUCAAAAUUCAAAAAGUUGACGGGGAACACAAAGAAAAUUUACAGGAGUUAUUUAGUGGAAGAAUUAUUCUUAGUGAAUUUGCACUUAUGACGAUGAUAUUGGCCGAAAAGGGGCACUUUGCUGUCAAAUUGUUUGAUACAUUCAGCCACAUGACAGCGUCGCUUAUUUUUAUUGCCACUCAAAUGUUUGAAGAAGUUUAUAUUGUCAAGCCCCUUCGAUCUCGCAUCGUAAAUUCAGAAAGAUACCUCGUAGGAAAAGGAUUCAAAAAGCAAAUUAACACGGAAUUCUGCCAAAAACUUUUGACCACGCUCCAUUCAAGGUUGUACGAACUUCACAGCAAAAAUCCUGACGUGUUGGUCAGUCCGAACUCCGCCGUUCCAAUCGACUGGAUGAACAGGGAUUCCGUAUUCAUGAAUAGUAUGAAGGACAUGUGCUCGAAGCUAGCGGAGAAGCAAAUCAAAGCCUUGAAGUUGGUCAUGGAUAUCGUCGAAGAGGAGAAUAUUUUGCACAAAAAAAUACGUACGCCCUAGGCCGAAAAAAAGUUGUACCGAAAAAGCAUUAAAUAUUCCUGCAUAAAUGUUUUGUUUCGCGCGGUUGCAUUUUACAUUGUGGCUGCCGCCGAUAUCUGUUCAA